UCUGCAGCAGGUUUUUCAUGGAGAAGCAGCAGCCAGUUCUAUAGGCAAUUGUGAAGAAGAGAGCGGCUCAUUAAAUCUCACUAAAUUCCAGGUUGCCCACUCACCCUCUGUCUACAGAGCUAUUGUUCUUCAUACAUGGAGAAAGCAGGUGGGGAGCUGGGGGCAGUUGGUCUGUGUGUUUCCUGUAUCACUUUGUCUGCACACAGGCUGCUUCCAUCCCUCUCUGUUCUCUGUGACUGCUUUUUGUGAUGAAGAACUUGAGGACUCUGCACAAAAAGGAGUGAAGGGAUAAAUGCAAUAUAAAAAAAAAUGGAUAGGAGGAUAACUGCUGCAUAUAAAGAUGAGAUCUCUUUUUCUGGAUUGAAAUAAAAUGAAAACACUUUUUUGUGUUAUGAUAGAAUUCACCUUUGCGUAUCUAAGGGGUAUUGAUUUUUGCCCUCAUAUAUUAGAUGGUUAAAAGAGGUAAUUUAAAGACAUCACAGACCACAGAGUGUGUGACUGGGAUAAAAAAAACAAACAGAUUUGCUCCUGGCAAUAAUUUUAUGGCAAAUUUAAAACCUGAGUAGAAUGCAUCAUUUUCAUUUCUCAGGCUAUGAUAUGAAAUGUUAAGUAUACUCUUAUGUGGAAUACCACUUGAGAUAGUAAGCAGAUGACAGGGGACUGUGUACCAACAACACAGAAUGAUGAACAGCCAUGUUUUAAGGAUGUGCUUAUCACUUUAAAUCUCUUAUUUUCUUUCUUUUUUUUUCCUUUGUACUGGCAGGUAUGGAAGGGAAAUAUAAUGAAUUUUUGAUUAGUAGUUCUGUUGUUUUUGAAGAACAAUGAGAUGUCUCAGAUGUUUCUUAUAAAGUGAGGGUCUGGGGGGGAAAAUAGAGAUCAAUAAUGCUCAGAAGGUAAAAAUUAUGAGUCUAAUGCAAUACAUUUCAAAAGGGAAUAUUUCAGUUGACCCAAGGAUCUUUUCCUGAGUCCAAAAACAUACACUGUUGCAGUUUAGUUGACUUUUCUUUGUCUCUGCCCAAUAGAUACGAGUUCAAUUUUUGUGUCUUGGUUAUUAGAAAUGGGGAAUAAAGAACGAUACCUAAUAUCCUUCAUGUAUUAGUAGAAGGAGACACUCUCAGCUCCAAGGUUUCAUCUCAGUAAAACUACUUUUUGGGAUUGGUGGUCUCAGAAGAAAGACUGAGGACUGAAUAAGGUCCUGAUCCAGGAGUCAAACCCAUGCAGACAGACCCCUACACCUGCACAGAGUUCCACUGAAGAAUCACCACCAAGAACCAGGCAGCAUUGCCACGAGUCAAGGCUUGCUGAAGGGGCAAUGGCGGGGAGCAAGCAGCUGGAACAAACAAGUAAAAGCAUUGACUCAAGUGCCCACAUGAUCACCACCGCCAGGGUACCUGCUGAUAAACCAGUACGAAUUGCCUUCAGCCUGAAUGAAUCCCCAGAUGAUGCUUCCUCUGAAAACUUCCCUCUGACAUUUCCAGAACUAGAUCAGCAGCUGCAGCCACUGCCUCCUUGUCAUGACUCUAAAGAAUCUAUGCAGGUGUACAAACAGCACUGCAAAAUAGCAGAAGAGUACCAUGAGGUCAAGAAAGAAAUUGCGCUGCUGGAAGAAAGAAAAAAGGAGCUGAUUGCCAGGCUGGAACAAGUGGAAAAAGAAAGCAUGGAUGCUGCUCAGCUGGCCAAGGAGUAUGCAGAACUGACAGAGGAGAACCGAACACUGAAGCUGGCCCAGACACAGUGUGUAGAGCAACUGGAAAAGCUCAGAAUACAGUACCAAAAGAGACAGGGGUCCUCAUAACUCUCAAUUAGUUUAUGUGAGGCAGUUAAUACAGGAUUGGUCCUGUGCUGGAAAGAGAUUUUAAAAUAAAGGUCUGUUUAAUAUGUUAUAAUACUUUACUACAGAUACAGAGUAUGUAGAAGUCUAUAUUUGAUUUAAUGCUUGCCAUCCAGUAGCUUAAUAUAAUGGAUAUUUCAUCCAUUAUAUAAUGGAUAUUUUAUUUCAAGUAACAUAAUUGAAGUUAAUCUAUCCCCAUUAUAUGUUCUAGUAGAUCAAGUUUCUUUUCUAAACAUAUUUCUUCCAAUUUAAGAAGAUAUGGACACACUAGAAAAUGAUAUAAAUAGUCUCUGUGUUGGAAAUUUGGACCAUACUAAGGCAUACAACAAGGACAAUGUUAAUAUAUGAAAUACAUGUAUGUUAAUUUUAGUUUGGUGAAGAUUUUUUUAAUUAUUUUCCUCAUGCCUGAAAUGUUUGGAAGUUAUAUUAAAACAGGUCUCCUCACUGGUAAAAACUAUACUUCAUUAUCCCAUGUCAGCUUUACAUUGCUGUGUAAAAUCUCAGGAAUUGCACGUUAAGAAUUGAAGUAACAUAAUUAUUUUUAUCAAAUGCAUGUACUGACAGUAAUAAUUUGCAAGUAAUGAAAUUAGAAGGAAACUAAUGAGGUCAGAAAUUCUUUCCUUGAGCAUAAAGGUAGCCGAGAGUCUUUUUAUUGUACUUUUGGGCAUGCAAGAAAUUAACAUAAGAAUACUACCAUCAUAGUUUCAAGUGAGAAUAUGUCUGCAAAAAUACUGUGAGGAUGUUUUGUUCUUAUUUUAUGGCCUGUUUUGAAACAUAAAUGGCUGUAAGUAGGGACAGGAGUUCUAUCAUAUACAAAUAACCUGGAAGUAAAAUGUUAAUCUUAUUUGCUCUGUUUAUCCCUGUAUUUUCUUAGAUCAACUGAAAUUUCUUUGUUAUACUUCCAUUUCUAUUCAUACAGUAUUUUUUUCAUUAAAAGUGGAUAUGGAAAAGCCA
This is a messenger RNA of Pezoporus occidentalis (night parrot), 2785 nucleotides long. It is a transcript of the gene MAP3K7CL, whose product is annotated as MAP3K7 C-terminal like. The record is from RefSeq and is a predicted model, not a curated record. The transcript has 7 exons. Lineage: Eukaryota; Metazoa; Chordata; Aves; Psittaciformes; Psittacidae. Gene Ontology annotation, cellular component: cytosol; nucleus. Bases 1313 to 1795 code for a protein of 160 amino acids.